Molecule: messenger RNA, 687 nt
Organism: Wallemia ichthyophaga EXF-994
Lineage: Eukaryota; Fungi; Basidiomycota; Wallemiomycetes; Wallemiales; Wallemiaceae
Exons: 1
Coding region: 1-687 (228 amino acids)
Molecular function (GO): FMN binding
Source: RefSeq, a predicted model, not a curated record
AUGUCGAGAAGCACACAAGUUACAAUCACCGCCGCACCUUGGAAAUCACUGCUAGAGAAUACGCUAAAUGAAAAUAAAGAAAAGACUAAAAAUAUAUUCAACGUUGCUGUUGGUACAGUCCAAGGGAAUAGACCUAGAGUGAGGAUGAUGGUACACAGGGCAUUCCAAGGAAAUCUACUCCUUACGACAACUGAUAUACGUAUGAACAAGAUACAUCAAUUGGAAGAUUCCUACGUUGAUAACAAAGGCUCACCAAUCGAUUAUGUCUUCUGGAUUGAACCUGCUAUCCGUCAAUUCAGAUUCACCGGUAACGCUUUCCUUCUGCCUUCACCUUGUCAUCGUAAUCCAACUCCCUUAUCAGAUUACCUCAUUAAUUCUGGUAUCGACUUUGAGCAGAAACGCAUUGACAUCUAUAACUCCAUGUCACGCUCUUUACGCGCUUCUUUCGCUAAACCUUUCUCGCCUGGAAGUCAUAGAUCUUGGGAUGAAAAUUCUCAUCCGUCUCCCGAUAAAGUUGAGUCAGAUGACCAAGAUGAGUGGUAUCAAAAGGGCUUAGACAACUUUGCAUUGCUCGUUGUAGACCCAUUUCAAGUUGAUUACUGCGAUCUCCUCACUCAACCAAAUCAACGUAAGGUAUUCACACUCAACGAGCAAAACGCGUGGAUUGAAGAGGAUGUACACCCAUAA